ACCAAAUGGUCUGCAUUCUAUUUUAGUUGUUUUUAAGACUCCACUUUACGCAGAUCCCCAACUAAUUAACCUGGGGGUCUCUCAUUUACACUGCACAGACUACACAAGCCACAACAACAACUCAGAUCUUACCGUGUGGUAAGGGAGUGUAGGGUGACUGUUAAUGGAAUGGGGUCUAAGUAGGACAGUACUUUAAACUAGUGGGGGUAGGUUCUGACCUGUUUUUAUUUUUCACCUAGUUUCACUUCUCUUUGUUGAAAGAAGAAAUUGUUAACUGCCAUUUGUGUGUUCAGUAAAAAGAUACUGGUAUGCCUGUAGGGUACUUAACAUUUCCCAUAGGGCUUUCCGUGCGGGUUAGGAAUGUUGAAUUAGUACAUUAUUUACUCUGAGGUCUCUGAAUGUGCCCAAGGGAAACAACAGCCUAUUUUAACAAGCCCAUAGCUGGAUUCUACAUGUUACCUCUAUUUCCUCACACAUCCACUGACUUGGAAAAAAGGUGGGGUAUUACAACAAUUUAUCAUUUGCUCAAUCACAAAGUUCUUUGUGUACCGCCCCACUGAGAGAUUUCUGAAUAUGACUGUCAGGUCUGGCAUUUACGGUGCAUUGAGAGUGUUCAAUCUGUAAUUUGUCUAGCUAUAAUAGUUCCUUACUACUGCAAAGGGUCGCAAGAUGCGCAGCCGACAUAAAAGUAAGGAGAAAGAAGAUAAAUGUAUGAAGAUCCACACCUUUGAGGGGGAACAGAACAUUGGGUACAGGCUGUUGAGGGGUUACAACAUAUCCAUGCCAGAAGAACCGGUCAGCAACUCGAAGGGGCCAAAUUCCCUUACUGGAGGUAUCCAGACAAGUUUGGACGAAAGGAAUGAGAAUGGGAAAGGAUCAAAACGUCUCAGCUAUGAUGGUGAAAAAAGGUACCUGGGAGUCAGGGUCAAAAUGCCUGUGAGAGACAUACUCAGGAACAUUCGAAUAGCAAAUGGAAUGAACCCUAAAGAUAUCCAGGGCAGCUGCGGCAAGUCAUCAAAAGAUGAGAAGAAACGGGUAAAUACAAAAGGGGAUCGUAGAUGUAACAAGAGAAAACACCCUACAAAGAGCCUGGAGGAACUUGCCAUAAUAGUUGAAGUAUUGGAGGAGGAUCUCAAAGAUAAUAAGCCCUACAGCCCGUGUAACAAGUCUGACUCCUCCAAAUACUGCCCAAAGCCCAAUGAGCAAUCAUGGCACACACCUGAGCCACUCCAACAAAGCUACCCAAUGAACCUUGGUCAGGAGAAAAAGAUACCACAACAAGCUCCGAACUACUGUAUGCCAGAGCUCAAUCUGUCCCACUCCCCAAGCAAACAAAACACCACCGUUCCUCCACUAAACUCCCAAGUACAAUAUGUUGGUGACGAAUCUGACAAUGUAAUACCCAGUCCAGAUUCAUAUAUGUCUUACUCUCCCAGCAGCACCAGUGACUAUCAAAUGCCAUCUACCCAAGAUUCAGUCUUCACCCUCCCCCAAUCCUGCAGCUAUGAGUUAGACCAAGAUGGAGCUUGUGAUUACCAGGGAAGUUAUAGCCCACAGGCCCAGAAUAGCUUUAGACAACAGUGCCCCAGCAACAUGGGUCAGGAUUGGAAUAGUACAGCACACUUCUGGACCCAGCUCCAGAGGGAGGAGAGCUUACUGAUGGGGGUCUCAGACACAGAAUUCCUGGCCACAGACAAGAAUGGAAGGACAGCUCUACACAAAGUUGUGUUCCAAGGCAACAGGACCCUGGGAUAUGCAAUUGCUAAAAGGAUGGCAGCUCUUCACAGUCUUGAUGUGAAAGACUCAGAAGGAAAGACGGCACUACACCUGGCUGCACAGAAGAACCAACACCACAUGGUGGUUGAUCUGAUUCACCUUGGUGCCAGUGUAAAUGAAAAGGACAGGAGUGGAAAGACAUGUCUGCACCUCAGUGCUGAGAAUGGAUACAUUCAAGUCCUGGAGGUGCUGAACAAUCUGAUGAAAGAAGGGAUUUAUGUAGAUGUCAAAGCUACAGAUAAUUCUGGUCUCAGUGUGUUGCAGUGUGCAACUGUGGCCCUGAAUGUCACCAUGCAAGAGCUUGAGAGAAGUGUGGAUCCCAGUCGGAUAAGAUUCCUUACACUUUGCAAGGAACAGAUGAUGGAAACACUGGACUGUCUGCUGCAAAUGGGAAGCUACCACCCCACUCUGGAUAAUCAUUCUGGGGAAAAUGCAUAUAAUAUAGGAAGCAACAGAGAUUCCUACAAAUGUAUUCAAGGAGUGUUUUCCAGAUCCAUCAAGGUGAACUACGUGACCUAGAUGAGAUGUCCAUUUACACAGCUGUUCAUUUUGAAAUAUUGUGUGCAUCUGCCAAGAAUGGCUUGCCUGAGAACUGACAGUAAAUGUUUCUGAGUUAGUACAAGCUUGAACUUGUCUUGAAGAAAGGCCAAAGUGGUUUAGAAAGCCUAUAACCAUGUGGGUUUUAUGUGGCUUUCUUGAAGACAAGGUACAAGUCUUAUGUAAAGCAUCUGAAGUGUUAUGCAAGCUAAAAACACAAUUGUAAAUUGAGUUUUUGUGACCUGUACUAAGACUUUGGUUGCACAUUGGUUGGUUUCUGGGAAACUUCCAUUGUUUGUUACAUUAAAGUAACAAAAUGUAAAUGCGAGUUAAGCUAAAUGUAAUUUGGCACAGGAUACAUGUGUUGUAUUUGUUGUUAAACAUCUGAAUACCCUCCACUGUGAAUGUAUUUCAUUACAGAGGUAUGUAUUUUAAUUUACAUCUCUGUAUGUUUUAGUGUAUAAGCUUUAUCUGUUAUGAAUGUGUAAUCAACAUCCUUUGUUUAUACUGUACACUCUUAUUGUGAUUGUAUGUUACUGUAGGUGCAAAUUUUAAAUCUCAUAUAAUGGAGGUAAUUUCAGACACAAAACAAAAGAAGAAAGGGAACUUGCCUAAAUCAUCAGUUUUGUUGUUCCACAGGUGACAAAGAAUUUACCUUUGCUUUCCAUUUUUGACUUUUAAGACUUGGUGUCUUACCGUCAAUAUAUGCAACGAACAUUCAAGACAACAAAUCGGGAGUUCUAAUAUGUUAACACAAUUGACAAGAUAUGAUUCAUUUUGAAAAACCUCUAACAUCUAAUAAUAACAUUGUUAUGCUGGUUGUAUACUAUUGUGAGGUAGCUAGGUUAUAAUGUAACUUGCUUAUGUUUUGCCCCUUUUCACUAUCUUGUGGUUAGAUUUUAAUUAGUAAAACUAUGAUGUGUAGACAAAUAAAUAAAUAGGGUUGGUGUAAUAAUUGUGUUAGAAUUAAUGUACUGUUAAUAUUCUAUAUUAGUAGUUACUGUUGUUAUGUGACUUUGACUGCAACAACAAUUACAGAAGUAGCGGCAGAAUUUGUGAAAUAUGUUUUGUGGACCGUAGGAGCAGAUUGGGACAGCUGGUUACUUUAGUACUUAGGAGUUGUAAAACCUUGGGAUUAAUAUGGGUAGUUAUAUUAGUGUAUUAUCGUUUUUGACAGUACAUACAUUACUUUCUAGUCGGUGCAAAUGACUGUGAUUUCAAUAUAACAUACUCUGACACUCAACAUGGUGAUGGAACUGAAUUCAACGUCUUAUGCAACUGUAUAAUGUGAUUAUGUAUCCCACUAAAUGUGAUGUGUGGCCAGCAUAAUAGAAUAGGACAGAGAUAGCAAUUAAGUCCACUCACGCUGGCCUGGUGAACUUAGUUGUUAUUUAUCUUUUAAUUUGUCUUCUGAUUCAGACAGUAAACAUCUUAAAAAUGGCCCAGGUUAAUGUUUUGUUUUAUACUGGAAAUGGGUUAAGUGUGUUUUUAAUUCAACUAGCCUUAUUCAUCACUUCGUCAAAAACUGUGUAAUUAUUACAGUGGGGAGAACAAG
Esox lucius (northern pike) is the source of this 3868-nucleotide messenger RNA. RefSeq lists its product as uncharacterized. Lineage: Eukaryota; Metazoa; Chordata; Actinopteri; Esociformes; Esocidae. Gene Ontology annotation, molecular function: POU domain binding; DNA binding. The transcript has 11 exons. Gene Ontology annotation, cellular component: nucleus. The coding region runs from base 670 to 2295 and encodes 541 amino acids. Gene Ontology annotation, biological process: regulation of gene expression. The record is from RefSeq and is a predicted model, not a curated record.